Molecule: messenger RNA, 2279 nt
Organism: Solenopsis invicta (red fire ant)
Lineage: Eukaryota; Metazoa; Arthropoda; Insecta; Hymenoptera; Formicidae
Gene: Tif-IA
Product: RNA polymerase I-specific transcription initiation factor RRN3
Exons: 8
Coding region: 535-2226 (563 amino acids)
Biological process (GO): transcription initiation at RNA polymerase I promoter
Cellular component (GO): nucleus
Molecular function (GO): RNA polymerase I general transcription initiation factor activity; RNA polymerase I core binding
Source: RefSeq, a predicted model, not a curated record
UCCUUUCUGACAAAAUUAAGGAAUUGAUUAAAAAAUUAUAUGGAAUAUUUGCAACAAAUAAUGCAUUUAACUGUGUGAAAAUUUCGAUUUACGUUCAAAAACGGUUUUGCCCUUAGUUUCUGUCGGAUCUGAACGUGUAAAUCAAUCAUAAUAAAAAAAUCUUACAUCAGUUGCAAAGCUGCUUUUUCUGAACACAGCCUGACACAGUCUAUACUUAUAGAUCUAUUUGCGUUGCUUUUACUUUUUGCACUUAGCAUUUUUAUUUUUUCUUUUUCUCUAACGCUCGAAUAUAUUUUUAUCUCGUUUCUAGUGCAAAUAUUUUUGAAUAUUUUUAACAACGCGGAUAAACCGGAUGAACGGUAAUCUAUAUUUUUUUACAAAUCUAUGGUUAUAUCCGCCGUUCACCGCCGUCUCCACGAAACAUGUGGUCGCGAACGUAUGGUGAAUAAUUUGUACGCACGUGUCAUAUAAUACGCGUUCAAACGCGUAGAAACGUGUAUACGGCAAUUGCCGGAAAGAGUAUAUACUAUUAAAAUGAAAACGGUUCUCUCCGAAAUGUCUGUGGUAUCUUCAAGAGUCAGCAGCGUGUCAUCUAUCCUGAAAGACAGUGGAGUUAGAGCGCAGUUUUUUAAGCAGCCCAAUAAAGUAUAUUUUAAGCUCCCGCAAGAUGUUAGAAAUAUAUUAUGUAAUUUCACAAAAGGUGAUGGGAUUAAAGAAUACCAGAAGUUGAUACUGUCGCUUAAAGAAGGUGCUGUAAAGGAUAGUGAUUUAGCAGAAUUUCUAACAGAGGCACGACAAUGUAUAUCCUUGUUAGAUAAUAAAUAUGAAUCGUUUGUUCAAGCACUUCUUCAAGUCGAUUGGACAACUAGAUCAUCAGAAGUAAUUUCCAUUUAUAAACUUUUUCUACAGGAUUUAGUGUGUAUGCAAACAGUUCAUAUAAAUAUUGUAAUUAAUCGUUUGGCUGAAUUAUUUAAACCAGUGGAAGAUGUUAAUGUUGAACACGAGGCUGGACAGUUUAAAGAUAAAGAUCUAGAAAGGCUAAAUCACAUACAUGACAUAUUACAUAAAAUUUUGGAAGUAGUACCAAUGUCAAACAAAGUUUUAUUACAAGCCCUUAUAUCACAAUUUCCAUACAUUGUACAUGGCACUUAUACUCAUGAAAUUUAUGUCUACGCGUUAUUACAAAUUCUAAAUUAUGCACCUCAACUGAGAUCAAAUAUUUUACUCUUCAUCAUUAACAGACUAAUGAUAUUGGAUGUGAAUAUACCUCGUGAAGAAACAAACGAUAAUGAAGACGAUGUAGUAGACGAUUGCAGCUAUAAUGGGAUAGCUGACAAUGAUAGUCUGACUAAAAUAAACAUUGACACAGACAAACAAAAGAGUGUACAUCCAAUUGCACGUACGAUGGACUUCUGCAUAGAAUUAUUUCUUAAAUAUAUGCACGAAUUUUGUUUCACGAAUGACGUUCUACAGAUAGAGAAUAUGAGGCUACUAUACUUCGAUAUUCUUUGUGCAUUUGAAACAGCAAUAUUACCUACACAUGCCAGUCAAUACGUACAGUACAUCAUGUUCUACAUUUGCAGUUUUAGACCUAUAAUUGCGGAAACAUUCACAAAUUGGUUAUGGCACAAAGUAACAGAUCCAAAUGUAGCACCAGUUUUACGGCAAACAGCUGUUUGUUAUAUUUCCAGUUUGCAAGCUACUGCCUCAUUUGUUUCUCCCGGAUUAGUAAAAAAUACAAUAUCUAAUUUAACAAUAUGGAUACACAAAUAUAUCACUUCUCAAGAAAAUUCGAAAUACAUUGACGAUGAUAGACAACCACACGUCGUCUUUUACUCUGUUUGUCAAGCAUUCUUUCACUUAUUUGUUGCGAGGUACAAGUAUUUUGUUGAAUCAAACAAUGGAAUAUUAUUUCUUCAAAAUCUUGAUAUAUCGAAAAUUGUUACUUGUAAAUUAAAUCCCUUGAAGAUGUGCGACACCAAGGUCGUUCAUGAUUUUGCUGAUAUUACAAGCAUGUAUCAGUUAGCCUACUGCUAUGCCAUAAUUGAGAACAACGAGCGCAAUCGAUUACCCAUUUUUGGAAUGAAAAAUGAAUUACCCGUUUUGGUCCCUAAUUUUUUUCCAUUUGAGUCUUAUACGUUAGAGCAUAGUGGACGAAGGAUAGCUCCUUUAUUUUAUAAUAAUGUAGCAAUUAUUGAAGAUCAAUCGAAUAAGAAAUGCAAAUAAAAAUAAUUUAUGUGUAUACUAAUAAAUUAUAGUAAAUUUAUUUUAAAUCAUUA